AACUAGCACUAGCUAGAUAGGACCAAUAACCCUAUAGACUGAAUAGUGAGUGAGCCAGGAGGAUCGAAACCCCAAAAUGUAUGUACCCUCAUCUCAUAGACCAAGGCCAUAUAUAUAAACUCUCUCCAAUCUGUCAUUUGUGUAGUCUGUUUCCUUCCCAGUGCUGUGAUAAGCACAUCAUAAAUGAGGUCACCUUGUUUUUGACAUCUUGUUUACCUUAGUAUUUCCUUUGUAUCAUUCCCAACAACAACAACAAUUCAAACCAAGCCAAGAAGAAGAAUACAAAAACAAAAAAAAAUCCCUAAAAAAAGAUGGAGUUUCGAGCUGGAAGAAGAAGCAGAGACAAUAAUAACAUGCUUAGUACUAGUAGUCCUGAAAGGAUUAAGAUAUGCACAAAUCAGCAACAGCAGAAUCAGCAGCAAACAACAAAAAGGUCGAUGAUGAUGAGGCCGGUGCCAAGUUUCAAAAGGGUUCAAGUGGUUUAUUACCUUUCCAGAAAUGGGCAAUUAGAACAUCCACAUUACAUCGAAGUAACUCAUCUUGCAUCUCAACAACUUCGACUUAAAGAUGUGAUUGAUCGGUUAAAUGUACUAAGAGGUAAAGGCAUGCCUUCUCUGUAUUCUUGGUCUUGCAAAAAGAGCUACAAGAAUGGUUAUGUGUGGAAUGAUCUGUCUGAAAAUGACAUCAUUUAUCCAUCAGAAGGAGCAGAAUACAUUCUCAAAGGAUCCGAAGUAAUUGUUGAUGGUUCAACAUCAGGUUCGUCAUUUUUCUUGUUGGAAUCUCUGUUUUUCUUUUUUAUUUGCUGAUUUUUUAUUUGUCAAACUUGAAUUGAAUAAAAAAUCAGGGAAAUUUCAACAGCUUCCAUCCAUGGAGAACUUCAGUUUCCAUCCAAAACAGAGGCCUGUAAGUAAUCAUUCCUAUGAAGAAGAACAUGAUGACAAUGAAACAGAGGAAUUGGGAGUUGUUGAUGAUGAAGAGUAUGAAGAGAAAAUAAGGUACAGUGACCCUGCUUCCACAACAACAAGAAGAUGCUCUAAAGGAGUUUCAACUGAUGAAAUUCAUCACCAACAAGAAAAACAAAAAAAUCCCAGAAGCCAUACAACUGAAAUUAAUUUGGAGAAUUCAUCUUCACCACCAUCAACCACGUCUUCCAGUCUCUCAGAUAAAGGGGGGAAUGAAAACAACAGCUCAAAGAGAUUCGAAGACGGUGACCCGUUAAUUUCCCGGAAUUCAAUGCUGUUUCAGAUCCUUGCAUGUGGCGGUGGCGGUGUUGGGGGUUCAUUGUCUUUUAGAGGGAAGCAUUUCUCGGCCGGGAAGCAGCAACACCAACAACCGCCGCCGCCUUCGCCACCACCGAAGGCGGCAGGGGUGGUGAUGGUGGCUAGAAGGAGGAGGAGCAGCUGUAGUGAUCUUCAUAAAGAGGUAUUCUGCAAAAGCCUGAUGAAUAAUAAUAAUAAUAAUAACAGUAAGAAGAUGAAUGUGGAAGAAGAUGAUGAUGAGAUCAAGUGCAUGUCGGAAAAUCCGAGGUUUGGGAACUUGCAGAGUGAAGAGAAAGAGUAUUUCAGUGGGAGCAUUGUUGAUUCGAUAUCUAAUGAAGAAAGACUCCACGUUGUGCCCUCUGGUUUGAAGAAAUCAUCCUCUUAUAAUGAAGAAAGGGGCUCGAAACUAGCUGUAGGGGAUGCAGGAGUAGGUGCUGAUCAGGAAGACGUGAAAAAGGCAAAAAGUUGUUCUCAUUCCAAGAGCAAAUGCAUCCCCAAGAUAAUGUCUCCUUACUCAAAACAACCCUCCAAGAAAUGACCCAUCUCUGAAAGGCUACAAUUAAAUGGUCUUAUUGGCCAUCUCAAUCAGGGAAGAUAUUUGAGAUAUUGGAUGAUGAUCGAUCCACCUGUAGCUUUUAGAUAGUGUAUAUGAUCGAAAUCAUUAAAGAGUUUGAUGGAACCAUGUCGUUAUUGAAGCUCACUUUUUCCUCCGUCUCCAGUUUACUGGAAAUUGGCAGUUUCUUCUUCGAAAUGUGUAAAAUUUGCCAUCUUUAUUUGGUGUUUGAAGCAAUUUAACAAUGAACAGAGACUAGGUUGGUCCGAUAAACUGCUUAUGAAUAGCGGUGAUCAGUUCAAUAUCUAUCCUCAUUAUACAUGUAACGUACUUUCCCAG
Molecule: messenger RNA, 2151 nt
Organism: Oldenlandia corymbosa var. corymbosa
Lineage: Eukaryota; Viridiplantae; Streptophyta; Magnoliopsida; Gentianales; Rubiaceae
Source: the annotation of a GenBank genome assembly